Molecule: messenger RNA, 390 nt
Organism: Rotaria sp. Silwood2
Lineage: Eukaryota; Metazoa; Rotifera; Eurotatoria; Philodinida; Philodinidae
Source: the annotation of a GenBank genome assembly
AUGCAAUCUCUCGAUCAUCUGGUUAAAGCAGGAAAAGUACUCUAUUUGGGAGCAAGUGAUAGUCCUGCAUGGGUCGUGGCCAAAGCGAAUCAAUAUGCAAGAGAUCAUGGACUUCGUCAAUUUUCGGUUUAUCAAGGCAUGUACAAUGCUGCCAAACGAGAUGCAGAAAGAGAGAUUCUUCCAAUGCUUCGAGACGAAGGAAUGGCUUUUGCACCUUGGGCAGCAUUAGGAGGAGGAAAGUUUAAAACAAAAGAACAACUAGCAACGAUGGAGAAAGAAGGCGACAAAGGAAGGUCAUCUUUUGCUGCAAUCAAAGGUAAGACAUAUUUUCUUGACCAGCGUAUUUUUUUUGGCGUAGUACCUGGUAAACAAACACCACUUUCAACGUGA